CGCACUCUAACAGAGGCGGAACUUCCCGAAAUUUCCUUGGUAACCCGCAUGGAAACGAGCUUCCCCGUGUGUUUGUAGCCGCGCCGAUUUCAACGGCGAAAGCAGGUGGCUGGUGUUGAGAGCAGGUUUACUCGCUUCCGCAAAGCUUUGGGAUUGCAAAUAAAGUCAUGAAGAUCGAGGAGGUGAAAAGCACAACCAAGACCCAGCGCAUUGCGUCUCACAGCCAUGUGAAGGGCCUCGGGCUAGACGAAGCCGGCAAUGCUAAACAGACUGCGUCCGGCCUUGUGGGCCAGGAGACCGCCAGAGAGGCCUGUGGCAUCAUCGUAGAGCUGAUUCGUUCGAAAAAGAUGGCUGGCCGAGCUGUCUUGCUGGCUGGACCACCUGGAACUGGGAAGACUGCUUUAGCGUUGGCCAUGGCACAGGAGCUGGGGAAUAAGGUGCCGUUCUGUCCCAUGGUGGGCAGUGAAGUGUAUUCAUCAGAGAUCAAGAAGACAGAGGUGCUGAUGGAGAACUUCAGGAGAGCUAUCGGACUGCGAAUCAAGGAGACUAAGGAAGUGUAUGAAGGUGAGGUGACGGAGCUGACCCCAUGUGAGACGGAGAAUCCAAUGGGUGGCUAUGGCAAAACUGUCAGUCAUGUCAUCAUCGGCCUAAAGACAGCAAAGGGCACCAAACAGCUGAAGCUCGAUCCCAGUAUCUAUGAGAGUCUGCAGAAGGAGCGAGUGGAGGUUGGUGAUGUCAUCUACAUUGAAGCUAACAGUGGAGCAGUAAAGAGACAAGGGCGCUGUGACACCUUUGCAACAGAGUUUGACUUGGAGGCCGAAGAAUACGUUCCACUGCCCAAAGGAGAUGUACAUAAGAAGAAAGAGAUUAUACAAGAUGUUACGCUACACGACCUAGAUGUAGCUAAUGCACGCCCUCAGGGAGGUCAGGACAUUCUUUCUAUGAUGGGUCAGCUAAUGAAACCCAGGAAGACUGAGAUCACAGAUAAGCUACGAGGGGAGAUCAACAAGGUGGUGAACAAGUACAUAGAUCAAGGUGUGGCAGAGCUCGUGCCUGGUGUUCUGUUCAUUGAUGAGGUUCACAUGCUGGAUAUCGAGUGUUUCACUUACCUGCACCGAGCUCUGGAGAGCUCCAUCUCCCCUAUUGUAGUGUUCGCAUCCAACCGAGGAAACUGUCUCAUCAGAGGGACAGAGGACAUUAACUCUCCUCAUGGAAUACCUCUUGAUCUGCUGGAUCGUGUUAUGAUAAUCAGAACCAUGCUGUAUACUCCUCAAGAAAUGAAACAGAUUAUUAAGAUUCGAGCUCAGACAGAAGGCAUAAACAUCAGCGAGGAGGCUUUAUCUCACCUGGGAGAGAUUGGCACCAAGACCACCCUCAGAUAUGCUGUGCAGCUCUUAACUCCUGCCAAUCUGCUGGCACGAGUUCAGGGGAAAGAAGUUGUAGAAAGAGAACAAGUGGAAGAAAUUAAUGAGCUCUUCUAUGACGCCAAGUCUUCGGCAAAGAUCCUUCAGGACCAGCACACCAAGUUCAUGAAGUAACUCUCUCUCACUCAGCACUCGCUUGUUUUCUGCUUCACUGGGCCUAUAGUUCAGGUCUGCUCUUAAACUCCUCAGGCAAAAUGAUGUGCAGGACAGCAAAGCCACGACACCCACAGUACAUCUAACAAAAUAUUACUACAAAUGGGAAAUUGUUAAAUAAGAAUAAUAUUGUUCUCCCUGAGAGUUUUCCUUUACCUUACCUGUAUGUUCAUAGUCUUUGCCUGAUUGUUUUGCUGGGUUUGUCAGAAUAAUUUUUUUCUUUUUGUAGAAGAUUUUUACAAACUGUUAAUGUUUUCAUUUUCCAGAAAAAUAAAUUUUAAGAAUUUAAAUAA
Pangasianodon hypophthalmus (striped catfish) is the source of this 1870-nucleotide messenger RNA. RefSeq names its product RuvB-like AAA ATPase 1 (gene ruvbl1). The record is from RefSeq and is a predicted model, not a curated record. Lineage: Eukaryota; Metazoa; Chordata; Actinopteri; Siluriformes; Pangasiidae. Gene Ontology annotation, molecular function: ATP hydrolysis activity; ATP binding; DNA helicase activity. The transcript has 11 exons. Gene Ontology annotation, biological process: box C/D snoRNP assembly; chromatin remodeling; regulation of transcription by RNA polymerase II. The coding region runs from base 168 to 1538 and encodes 456 amino acids. Gene Ontology annotation, cellular component: Ino80 complex; Swr1 complex; NuA4 histone acetyltransferase complex.